AUGAUCAUCUAUUUUGUCUGCUCACUCAUCCUCAUUUAUGGUGCAGAAAAAAAUCAGAGAAAUCUCCACUUGCCGUGGCUGAUUGUACACCCACUGGUAACGGUGGCACUGGUGGCCGUCAUGGUAAUCGCAAACAUCGGACCUAUAUCCCGCGAAUUCAACAUCUACUCCUAUCUGCUAGUGACCCAUUCCUCCUACAAUGUAGGGGUCGUACAGACGUUCAUCAUAUUAUGGUUCCUGAUCUACUUGUGGGUGGUGGUGGUCGCAAAUUGGCAGAAGCUCGGAACGCAGGGCACAACGCAACCACUCAACGAUCGUGGCGGCAAGGGCCCCCCUCAAGGGAAUUUCCAGGAAACGGAGAUUCCCAGAACCGACUCCGCCUGGGCCGCGCCGCCUCCAGCUCCGAUUGUCAUUUCUGAUUCGUUUCCUGAUUAG
Molecule: messenger RNA, 435 nt
Organism: Darwinula stevensoni
Lineage: Eukaryota; Metazoa; Arthropoda; Ostracoda; Podocopida; Darwinulidae
Source: the annotation of a GenBank genome assembly